AAAUUAUUUAAAAUAAUUUUCAAAGAAAAACUUUUAGCGGCUACAGCCACAAUUGCCUCAUUGUUGCCGCCCAUUAAACCCUUUCCUUUUGCUUCCCUUCUGCACCCACCAUUGCGCAUGAAUGUUUUCUCCUCCCCCACUGCAAGCAGGUGGCGCUUCUGGAGAUUUUUUUUUGUCCCACAGUGAGUGGAAGAAAAAAAGAACAUUUCUGUGCCCUUUUGCAUCUGCAUGGUGUGGUGGAUGUGAGAAUUUUGCGAGCAGGCCAAAAAAAAAGCUCCAUUUUUUGUGCAUUUCCGGUGGUAAUUGUUGUGCCAAAAAAAAAGGACGCUUAAAUUGUUUUCCACGCAACGAGCACAUUAUUUGCCAGCAAUUGGGCGCCCAAUGUUGGCGCGGUGGUAGUGUGUUGAAUUUAGUCUUCUUUAAGAACAAAAAAAACUCUUUUUCUUGUGUGGCUAAUGGGCUGGCAUGAGAGGUAGCGCCUCAAGAGGGCGUCCCCGUUGGCCCAGCAAUGUGGCCCAAUUGAUGCAGAAUGAAGAAGCAAAAUGUUCGCACGAUUUCGCUUAUCGUGUGUACGUUUACGUAUCUCCUUGUUGGGGCGGCUGUCUUUGAUGCUCUAGAAUCGGAAACGGAAAAGAAGCGUUGGGACGCACUACAGGCGGUGGAACGAAUGGUCAUCAAGAGGUACAACAUUACAGAGGAAGAUUUUAAAGUUAUGGAAACUGUUGUAUUGAAAUCCGAACCCCACAAAGCGGGGCAACAGUGGAAGUUUACAGGAGCAUUCUACUAUGCUACAACAGUUCUCACAACCAUUGGGUAUGGACACUCAACACCAACAACAAUUGGGGGGAAACUCUUUACAAUGUGCUACGCCAUUGUGGGCAUACCACUGGGUCUUGUUAUGUUCCAGAGCAUCGGAGAGCGCGUCAACAGACUCAGCAGUUAUGUUAUAAAAACCGUGAAGACGUCCCUUCACUGCCAUAACACUUCCGCAUCCGAAGUCAACUUAAUCUGCGUAGUUACGACUCUGAGUUCCCUCACAAUAGCCGGUGGGGCGGCGGCUUUCUCCAAAUUCGAGGGUUGGAGCUACUUUGACUCAGUUUACUACUGCUUCAUCACUCUAACAACAAUUGGAUUCGGGGAUAUGGUGGCGCUACAGAAAGACAAUGCACUCAAUCGGAAACCCGAGUACGUCAUGUUUGCGCUCAUUUUCAUUCUCUUCGGGUUGGCCAUCGUAGCGGCAUCCCUGAAUCUUCUUGUCUUGCGUUUCGUGACGAUGAACACGGAAGACGAGCGUCGGGACGAAGCACAGGCAAUGCAAGCCCUGCAGGUGGCUGUACGACUCGAGGGUGACGUCAUAACGGCCAACGGUUCCAUCCUAAGUGGCCACAUUGGUCACGAUGCCGUAUCAUCGGAUGUCGAUGCAGCCUCCAUCUGCAGUUGCCACUGCGCCUGCUUCCGUGCCACACGCCACAAACGAUAUGAGCACAGAUUUAAGGUACGACGAUCACCGAGUCGUAUCCGGCAUUUGCUGCAGCCAACGGUGCUUCCGAUGAAGGAAUUUUCAGGGGAUCAACCCUCUACCUUCAGUCUCUACCACAAUCAGGCUUCCACGGCACUCUUGCAGCCGCCCUUCCCCGGAAACGAACUACCCCCCGUCUACCAGCCGCAACAGCGAGCCUCCGUCUGAGCCCUGCUUCCGUGAAAUUCCCCCCGAAAAGAAAAAAACUCCCAAUAAAGCCAAUAAUAAAAAAUUAAAUAAAAACGAUUCGGACUUAAA
This is a messenger RNA of Lutzomyia longipalpis, 1777 nucleotides long. RefSeq names its product two pore potassium channel protein sup-9 (gene Task6). The transcript is spliced from 5 exons. Gene Ontology annotation, biological process: stabilization of membrane potential; potassium ion transmembrane transport. The record is from RefSeq and is a predicted model, not a curated record. The coding region runs from base 530 to 1687 and encodes 385 amino acids. Gene Ontology annotation, molecular function: potassium ion leak channel activity. Gene Ontology annotation, cellular component: membrane. NCBI's taxonomy places the organism in Eukaryota, Metazoa, Arthropoda, Insecta, Diptera, Psychodidae.